CUCCUCUCCCCUGUGCGAGCGCUCGGGCUAGAGACCGGCUGACUGCGGGGAUCGGCGCUGCUCUGAGUAGGAUGGCUCAGGCGGGGAGAUUCCUGGCCUGGCUGCUGCUGGUGGUCCUGGGCCUGCUGGGCUGUGGAUGCCGAGCGGAGCGGGACUGCAGAGUGAGCAACAUCAGAGUCCAAGAGAACUUCGACAAGGCUCGUUAUAGUGGCACCUGGUAUGCCAUGGCCAAAAAAGACCCUGAGGGACUGUUCCUGCAGGACAACGUGGUAGCCCACUUCACCAUAGAGGAGAAUGGACAAAUGAAAGCCUUCGCCAACGGCAGAGUCCAGCUGUUCAAUAACUGGGAUGUUUGUGCUAACAUGCUUGGCUUCUUCACUGACACUGAGGAUCCUGCCAAGUUCAAGAUGAACUACUGGGGUGUUGCCUCUUUUCUCCAGAAGGGAAAUGAUGAUCACUGGGUAGUGGACACAGAUUAUGACACUUAUGCACUUCAUUACUCCUGCCGCCAACUAAAUGAUGAUGGUACCUGUGCUGAUAGUUACUCCUUUGUGUUCUCCCGGGACCCGAAGGGAUUGCCACCUGAGGCACAGAAAAUUGUCAGGCAAAGGCAGGUCGACCUCUGCUUGGACAGAAAAUACAGAGUUAUUGUCCAUAAUGGAUUCUGCUCUUAAGGAGUUUUGAAACUAUGGAAGCAAAUGAUGUAACAUCAAUAUGGAUGUAAAGUUUACAAAUUGACUGUUUUGUUGUAGAUCUUUAAAGCAGCUUCAUUCAAACUUCAAAUAUAUUUAUCUGAGCUCUGAAGCUCACCCUGUCAAUAAACCAAUGAAACUUUUAAUAAACAUGGAUAACAGGGAAUGCAUAUUGUAUAAAUAUAAAAAGAUUAUUGUUUUGUUGGCAAAAAUACUAUUUUACUGCAACGCUUAAAAAUAGGAAUCCAGAUGGUGGCACUUAUGUAUGUAAUCUUUCAUUUUUUUGUUAUUGGUUUUUGACUUUGUCUAGUAACCUUGCAGGCAAAUUUUUAAAAAAAUCCCUAAUAUCUAAUUUUAAAAUGCCUAAGUCCUCUUGACUUAUUGUGGCUUCUUUAUU
Messenger RNA from Chelonia mydas (Green sea turtle), 1089 nucleotides. It is a transcript of the gene RBP4, whose product is annotated as retinol binding protein 4. The record is from RefSeq and is a predicted model, not a curated record. The transcript has 6 exons. Gene Ontology annotation, biological process: retinol transport. Bases 72 to 674 code for a protein of 200 amino acids. NCBI's taxonomy places the organism in Eukaryota, Metazoa, Chordata, Testudines, Cheloniidae. Gene Ontology annotation, molecular function: retinol binding; retinol transmembrane transporter activity.